Molecule: messenger RNA, 946 nt
Organism: Amphibalanus amphitrite
Lineage: Eukaryota; Metazoa; Arthropoda; Thecostraca; Balanomorpha; Balanidae
Exons: 3
Coding region: 122-871 (249 amino acids)
Source: RefSeq, a predicted model, not a curated record
GCGGCCCGCGGAGCGUCGGCGCGACCGGCCGCCCGUUUGGCGCCAUUCCGGACGUUGGGUGGCGCGUGCGAGGAGGUCGUGGCGCGCGCGCGUCGGAGGCUGGACCGAGUGACGCGCCAAGAUGGCAGCGCUAACGAGCCUGGCGCUGGUGGGAGCCGUGCCGAUGACGGCGGAGGAGUACGAUAGAUCACGACUGCUGCCGUUCGUCCAUCACCUGCUGAACAGCGAGAUUGUGCGGAGGGUGCUCAGCAACUGGACGCCGCCGCCGCCACCAGAGACCGCCGACGCUGCGACCUCUGUGACCGAGGCGGAGCUGGCGGUGGCGGCGGCCCGCGGUCGAAUCGGACCGCCGCCGGACCUGGUGACGUGUCACCAGGUACCGCCAGAGGUCACCGACUACCGGGGAGCCUCUGCCGGGGAGCCGACCCCCGCGCAGCUGCAGGUGCGCUUGGAGAGGCUACAGGUGGUGCGCCGGGCGGCCGGGAGGGACCGGUCCCCGGGGGAUGUCUGCCACAGUCCGCCGCCGCCGCCCGGGCCCGACUGGGCAACUACUCUGACUCCGUGUCUGCAUGAGGACUCUGCGGAGGACGCGGACGAUGAGGACUCGGAGGACCAGCAGGAGGGGAGUCGCGGAGGACGAUCGGCGCGGCGCGGCGGCGUCGGUCGCGAGCUGGGCGCCGUCGCCGACCGGCUCGACGCUCAGAGGUCCCUGGGGACGCCGAACAACGCACAGAGCCGGCGACCGAAAACUCCCGAUGAGGUGACCGAAGUGCCGGGACUCACCGGUGGCAUAGCGUCGACCGCUGUCACUGCCUGCGGACUGGCCGCCCUGGGCUUCCUCGUCCGGCAAAUGUCCUCAUCUGACAGCUAAGCUGUCUAGGACGCUGCCGAGGUGACUGCCGCUGCUGAAGGGGGUUUAUGGCGGCGUUGAAGCUGAGGGCGUUGC